UCGCCGCCAAGAUCCUGGGGCUGACGGCCAGAAGCGAUCACGAUUGCUGAUUGGACGGCUUCUCAAAGGACAGAGAAGGUGCAAAACUCCACAGCUGGGGAAAGCUCCACGAGACAUCGUCGUCGUCAUUCUCUCGCGGUCGCAUAGGGUAUUUGGGGACGGCAUCUUCAAUCGUUAGGGUCGCUUUUCCAACCAACCCACAAAAUUGCUAGAGUCUCCCACAGCAGCCGCGCGCCAUUUCUAGCACCCGAAUCCAACCGAUCGUCGCACUCAAUGGCGCCCGCCAUACCAUCCGCCGAGUUACGACUCUCGUACCCCCUAUACGCCCUCGACUUCGAUCCCGAAGAUGCGAACCGCCUCAUAGUUGGCGGCGGCGGCGGUGCUGCCCGGAGCGGUGUUGGGAACAAGGUUAGCGUGUUGGAUGCGUCCCACGACGGCGCCAUCCAGAUCACCUCCGAAAUCGAACUCAGCCGCGAUGAGGACAGUGUCAACACCCUCGCUGUCGGCUCCCGCAAGGGGAAUUCGCUGUUUUUCUAUACCGGGAUCAACUCAGCCGAGGAGGAUUUGAAGAAGGGGAAGAAUGAGCACUUCAGGGUCUUCACCGCCGACCUACCCUCCAAGGCAAAGGCCGAACCAAAGAUUGCCGAGACUUCGAGGUCCGCCUUCUUCUCGACUACAGAUAAUGAGGCAUAUCAGAGGUUGUUGAGGAUAUCGGGCCCGGUCGGCGCAGUUGCCACAGGUACCAUUGGCCGCGCAAAGGACGCCCAGAUUGCCAUCUUUGACAUACCCGCCGCAACCAGCAAUAAGCCGACACCCAAGCUCAGAGGGAAGGUGGAGCUGCCGAAGGAGGCUAUGGAUAUGGAUAUGAUGCAGAUUUCGGACGACGAGCAUCAGUUGGUAUACUGCGAUGACUACAACAUCUACACCCUGGUCAUCAGCAAGACCACCACUAGCGGGCCACACUCCGUCUUUGCUAUGCCGCUCGAGGAGGCGAUCGGAGCCAAGGACCGCGCAUCGUUCCGGGCCAUACGCUUCUUGACCCCGACGUUCGUGCUGGCGGUCGCAAACGUGCCCAAGGCGGGCGGCGCAGUGCUCCAGGGCUUCCGCCUACCCAAGCCGGCUGAUCUAGGGAAGGAAGAGAAGGAAGGCAAAGCCCGGCUCGCCAUCUCGGCACACCUCCCAAAGAGCAUCUCGCGCGCGACGGGCAUGGCCGUGCGCAACCUCUCCCCGCCAGCCACACCCACCUCGAAACAAGGCGACACCCAAUUCGCCAUCGCCGUGACCGGCCAGGACAGCUCCGUCACGCUGUACACGCUCGACCACCAAUCCAUCGGCGACAUCAAGCUCAUCGCCAACCUCUACCCCAUCACCACCCUCAAGGAAGUCCACCUCGGCCCCAUCUCCGGCCUCGCCUUCUCCCCCUUCACCCCGCCCUCCAAAUCACUCCCGACAACAACCCCACACCUCAAACUCGCCUCCAUCGGCUCCAUGGCCAACACCUGCAUCAUCCACUCCCUGCCCCUCCGAAAACUACCCCCCACCACAACCUCCUCCACCACCACCACCACCACCACGCCCCCACCUCGAUACGUCCUCGCCCUCAAAUCCCGCCGGCCCUCCCCAACCAACCUGCUCCUCGGCUCAGCCCUCGUCUUCGCCCUCCUGGCCCUCCUCCUCCAGGGCAUCCUCGAAGUGCGCGGCGCCUCCCGCCCCGUCAUCGGCGCCCGCACCUUCACCCCCGUCACCUGGCACCGCCCGGGCCGCUUCUACGGCGUGGCACCCGCCUCUACUCCCAUAGGUGGGGGUGUGUUGGCGGAGUAUCACGACCUCGCCUCUUCCGCUACCGCUGCUGCUGCUGCUGCUGGGGGUGGUGCGGAUGGUGGGAAGGUGCCGGAGAAGGUGGUGCUGCACCACGUCACGGAGGAGGAGGAGGAGGACGGGACGCUGCGGGUGGUGGAGGGGCACGACGAGGAACGGCACGGGCCGGCGAGGGGGUGGGAGGAGCUGGAGGAGGCGCAGCGCGAGGCGUGGCGGGCGACGCUGAAGAAGGCCGGGCAGUGGGGCGAGGAGAUGGGCGAGGCCGUGUUCAGGGGCGUGCUGUUUGGGGAGAUUGCGGGGGUUGUGGGGGCUAUGGUGGCUUGAACCUAGUACCUACCUAGGUAUGGAAGGGGUUGGGUUGUUGGGUUAGGGGGGUGGGAUGGGUUAGGGG
Chaetomium fimeti is the source of this 2209-nucleotide messenger RNA. RefSeq lists its product as uncharacterized. Gene Ontology annotation, biological process: protein secretion. Gene Ontology annotation, molecular function: guanyl-nucleotide exchange factor activity; protein binding; GTPase activator activity. The coding region runs from base 274 to 2142 and encodes 622 amino acids. The record is from RefSeq and is a predicted model, not a curated record. Lineage: Eukaryota; Fungi; Ascomycota; Sordariomycetes; Sordariales; Chaetomiaceae. The transcript has a single exon. Gene Ontology annotation, cellular component: endoplasmic reticulum membrane.